AUGAAUCUCGUCGGCCAAAUCAACGAUUUGGAGGUCUCCUCAACAAAUAUACUCGGCGUAUCACCUAUUAGGACUUUCGAUCGCCAAAAUGGACAUAAACUCAAGGUUUUCGGUACAAUUCGGCAAGCUAGUUUGGCGGCUUGUCAACCCAUUCGGCGGGUUGCCGGUUCAGCAGAGUGCAACUCUAAUAAUAUUCCUACGUCUUUCGAUUAUAUUUACGAAUUAGACAAUAAUACCCCUGAUUUAGCCACUAUUUACACUUCUCAGCGUUUCUUUUUUUCUAGCCCGGGCCAUUCCAAUUCUAUUAUCGACUCAUCAUCGUCAAUUUCUUCCUCUUUAGCAUCCACCUCAUCAUCCGUGGAAUCGGAUGCUCCCCUCGAGGGGAGCAUCGCGAUUCCAACGGAUUCACCCGACCCGUAUUUGGAUUUUCGACGAUCGAUGCAAGAAAUGGUGGAGGCACGUGGAUUAAGUGAUAUAAGAGGCAAUUGGGAAUCGUUACAUGAACUUCUUAUGUGUUAUUUUACAUUAAAUCCAAAGAGCACACAUAAGUAUAUAGUUGGUGCAUUUUCUGACCUAAUUGUAUGUCUCAUGGAAUCAAAAUCACAACAUUUAGAUCUAUCGUCCAGCAGCACAAGUAAGUGUUACAAGAAUCCAAGUGAUGAAUAA
Messenger RNA from Solanum verrucosum, 666 nucleotides. Its product is annotated as transcription repressor OFP12-like. The transcript is spliced from 2 exons. The record is from RefSeq and is a predicted model, not a curated record. Lineage: Eukaryota; Viridiplantae; Streptophyta; Magnoliopsida; Solanales; Solanaceae. The coding region runs from base 1 to 666 and encodes 221 amino acids. Gene Ontology annotation, biological process: negative regulation of DNA-templated transcription.